AUGGAUUCGUGGCGCCUUGAAAUCUCCCAUCACGCCUUGCAGCGGCUAGUCGCGGCUGAAGACUUGGCGUGGUCUCAGGUGAGACAUUUACCACAUUAUUUUCCCGACAGACCUACUUGUGACAAAAAAAGUCCCCAAGUCGCGCGCGCUUUCCAUUUUGCGCAGCGAAAAAUCAUUUUUUGGAGUGCGACAAAAUUUGGGAGCCGCUAGAAAUUCCAAGGGGUUUUUUCGGGAGUAGUAAAGCAAAAAAAAAUUCCUAAACUACAUAACACUUUCACUGUUCAUUCCUUUCAUUGUUAUCUGUUGCAAAAUCCGUUCCAGCGUUCGAAACACUCUGGGAUUACGCCCUUUUUGCGUCACCAAAAAUUGAGCGUUCAACACACGUUGCUAGGUACGGCAAGACCAAUUAGGGCGAGACAGGCUUUCUGUAAACAGUACUUAAUUUAGCGAGUUCUUUCCGGUGACAUCAGCGCUUUCGACAUUUUGAUUCUCAAUCGGAUUACCUCAACCUCCGGCAUGUCAUUUUUCGGCUGCGAAACCAUUCGAUUAACGUCGAAUUUCACAGAACAGUGCAACUGCGUCAGUUCAGCGGGGCUAAUUAGGUCACGCCCAGACGCUAACCCAGUUCCAGAAUCGCGGGCCACGGGCAAGUGUCAUCUUCGCGCUGCGGUUGGUGGGCCACUCCGACGGCCCCACCCAACGUUUAUUUUUCAACCUCUUUUCUCCUGAUGGUUUUUAAUGUUUGACCGGGGAUUAACUUUGCCUUUAGGGUAUCCUCUGACAAUAUCAAACAGUUUUCGAAGCCAAACCGGAUUACUUGUCAAUAGAGCUUCUACAGUGACGGACCUGAUCCAGUGGCAAAAAACGUACCAUUUUGCAUCCGGGAAGCAUCAAAAAUAUGGCAAAAUGCUUCCCUCUCCAAGUGAAAAAACUUCGUUUUGAACGGCGCGCCCUUACUUCAUAAAAAGAGCGGGCGCGCUCUUGAAAUCGGAGUUUUUUCACUUGGAGAGGGAAGCAUUUUGUCACAUUUUUGACACUUUCUGGAUGCAAAAUGGUACGUUUUUUGCCACUGGAUCAGGUCUCCCACUGUCUCAGUCUGUCGGGAAAACAAUGAGCACAAUCGAUUUGAUUUUGCCGCGACACAAUUCAUUUUCUCGGCGGCGAUGCGAUUUUCGAUGCGACAGAGUGCCCGUUAUUUUCCGGAGAGCCCGAUAUUGAAAUAACAAAAUCCUGUGCAAAACGCGGCCGUUUUUUCUGAAUGGACCCCCGGGAUUUAUUUGCACAACAUCCCAUAAACACCGCACAAGUCUUGGGUGUAGAAAGAAUAAGGAAACGGCUUCAAAUGAGAGGAAAUCUAGGUACACAACUAUGGCGCCGUUUUACGAUCUUCUACAUUUCUUUUAGUUCAACCCCGCAAACUGUAGAUACCGUCUUCUCGAACCCUAGACGUUAUUGCUUCUUUUUUGCGAGCGUCCGGCAAGACCAUCGUGAUUCCUAAUCCUCUUAACAUUAACUCUUAUAUCUGUAAAUUCUCCGACCUCUCUUUUCUAGGGCUUCCUCACAUCACAGCCUAAAUACCAGCGAACCGUAUUUCUACUGACAAACAUGUAGCCUACAGAAAGUUUAACUUCCCUUCAAAAAAACGAAUUAGUCAUAAUCCUUUCAACAGCGCGAUUAUGUUAUUUUCUCCGACUUGCAUUUAAUCAAUUUACGACGCAUGAUCAAAAUAUUCUCCUUCCGAUACCUGGAAAGCUGCUCGUAGCACCUGCAUACUGUACACAAAAUCUUGGGCGUGCCUUUCUUUGGAGGUAGAACUCGUCAUAAUAUUGAGUGUAUAAAACCCAGAUUAACGCCUGUUUUAUCUGCAUCCCAAGUCCAACUCAUUCACAGCUAAAGCGGAAAUUGGGAUUGCUAUACGUCUCGGCCUGUUUCCUUCUUAAUUUCGGUCUCUGCCCCAAGAAAUUGGUUGAAACCUCCACAAACAUUUGUCCUAAUUAGUCUCGCGAGUGGGUCGGCUUCCGAAGACGGCAAAAUUCAAUCGGGAUUUGGGGCGAGUACAUGGCUUCGAACAGCCUACAGCGUAUUCCGCCCUUCUUGAAAUGUCGAACGUUACUUUUUUAACCUCUGUUUUCUUUCAUAGCGUCAACCACCAAUGUAAUGUGCCCACUUUGUUUGAACAAAACGCCCCUGGGGACUGUGUAGACGAAAAUUUUCAAAAAUAACGCGGGCGGAUUUUGAAUUUCAGACGUCUACCUGCUUGCUUACAACUUAAUCUCAUUUUGUAUGAAAAUAGAAGCCAUGCCCCGUUUCUUACGCCGUAAAUGAAUUAUCAAAGUCAAGUGUUCCCGAAUCAAGUUACCGAGUUACUCGCAUAUCGUUACGCCUUUACCUACUUUCAAACCGAAAAAUAUGCUUGACCGUUCUUGCUGUACAAGAAAUUACGCAAUUUCCUGUCACCAUUUUUCCAUGCCCACUACAGUUAAUCCCCCUUAUUCAUCGACUGUGAUUUGCAUACGUGACUCGCUUAUCCUUUCCUUAAUUUAAGCUCCUCCCUUUCAGAACUGCCUCAAAACUCGGGUCAUCGGUUUCAAUCCGGUAUUCCGAGGUCCGGCCGCCUAUUGCGAGAAAAACAUGCAGUGUGUUGUCCUAUUUCUUCUGCUAGCAGCCCUCGUCUUCCUGAUCGAUGCUCAACAAUACCCGGCGCCUGAGAACGUUCGACAGCAGCUGCAGUCCUACUACUCCGCGCCACAAGCCGCUUUCGGGUACAACCGUCCACGGAAUGCAGUGUUGGAGGAGGUCAACCGCGCCUAUCCCCAGUAUUCCUCCAAACGACUGCUGAGGUUUUUGGUGGAUAAGUAUAAGAGGGACUUGGCGAGCACCGAAGGGGUAGGUCUAAUCGAGAGUGGGUCGAUUGCUGAGGGCUAUGCUCCGCCGCAACAAAGGUUUGGUGGCGCUGGGUUUGCUGUGCCAGAUUCUGUAACAACCGUUCAGCCGGAAGGGGCCGUCAGGGCUGCCGCUUCGUCCGAACGCGUCGCACCUGCGGCUGACAAUGCUCAACCACUCGCUGGCCCUCGAACAGAGCCACACCAGCCUAGCAAUCUAACUUCUCCUACUAACCAAGCCCCUGUUCCCGUUUAUCGUAACCCCGAGCCUGUUCCCGUUGUCAUGCCGACUCUAAACGAACAACAAGUCACUGUUCCUCAACAAUAUCCGAUUCAAGCCGUGCCCGUGGCCAUUCCUGUUCCCGUCGCUCCUCAAGCCGGCUAUAUUGUGCCAGUUGACGUUCCGGCGACCAACCCGGUCGCUGCGUUUUUCGCUGCGCGCUACGGUGGCUUCGACAUUUGA
Messenger RNA from Bursaphelenchus xylophilus (pine wood nematode), 3345 nucleotides. NCBI's taxonomy places the organism in Eukaryota, Metazoa, Nematoda, Chromadorea, Rhabditida, Aphelenchoididae. The record is from the annotation of a GenBank genome assembly.